CGCAGAAGCAUAGUGGUCCUGCGUCGGCUCAGUCCCUGAAAGGACUGCGGUAGCGACACGCAGCCUAGCCAUGAAGAGCCGGUUCAGCACGGUUGACCUCCGCGCAGUGCUCGCGGAACUGAAUGCGAGCUUGCUAGGAAUGAGAGUAAACAACGUUUAUGAUGUGGAUAACAAGACAUAUCUUAUUCGGCUUCAAAAACCUGAUUUUAAAGCUACACUGUUACUUGAGUCUGGUAUACGUAUUCAUACAACAGAAUUUGAGUGGCCUAAGAACAUGAUGCCGUCGAGUUUUGCCAUGAAGUGUCGAAAACAUUUGAAGAGUCGGAGAUUAGUCAGUGCAAAACAGCUUGGUGUGGACAGAAUUGUGGAUUUCCAGUUUGGAAGUGACGAAGCUGCUUAUCACUUAAUCAUUGAGCUCUAUGACAGGGGGAACAUUGUUCUUACAGAUUAUGAGUACCUAAUUUUAAAUAUCCUAAGGUUUCGAACUGAUGAAGCAGAUGAUGUUAAGUUUGCUGUUCGUGAACGCUAUCCCAUAGAUCAUGCCAGAGCUGCUGAACCUUUGCUGACUUUGGAAAGGUUGACUGAAGUAAUAGCUGCUGCUCCUAAAGGUGAAGUGCUGAAGAGAGUUCUUAACCCAUUACUUCGCAUGGCUCAGCUAGCCUUGAACUUGUCCUGUAGCCCAGGCAACCUUAAACCCUUGGUGAUCCCCCUGCUGCAUUUUACCUUGGCAGAUUUCUAUGGCUUUUGAAAUCAGCCUAUGGACCAGCUCUUAUUGAGCACUGUCUUAUAGAAAGUGGAUUCUCUGGCAAUGCUAAAGUGGAUGAAAAACUUGAGAGCAAAGAUAUUGAAAAGAUACUGGUUUGUGUACAGAGGGCAGAAGACUAUUUGAGGAAAACAUCCAACUUCAAUGGAAAGGGCUAUAUAAUUCAGAAAAGAGAGGCAAAACCAAGCCUGGAUGCAGAUAAACCAGCUGAAGACAUACUCACGUAUGAGGAGUUUCAUCCUUUCUUGUUUUCUCAGCAUUUACAAUGUCCAUAUAUAGAAUUUGAAUCAUUUGACAAGGCCGUGGAUGAAUUUUAUUCCAAGAUAGAAGGGCAGAAAAUUGACUUAAAAGCUUUACAACAGGAAAAACAAGCACUGAAGAAAUUAGAUAAUGUCCGAAAGGAUCAUGAAAACAGAUUAGAAGCUCUUCAGCAGGCUCAGGAAAUUGAUAAACUGAAAGGGGAGCUCAUAGAGAUGAACCUGCAGAUAGUGGACAGAGCCAUUCAGGUAGUCCGAAGUGCGUUGGCCAACCAGAUAGACUGGACAGAAAUCGGAGUGAUUGUGAAAGAAGCUCAAGCUCAAGGAGACCCGGUUGCAUGUGCAAUCAAAGAGCUAAAACUGCAAACCAACCACGUUACGAUGCUGCUACGAAAUCCAUACUUGUUAUCAGAGGAGGAAGAUGGUGAUGGUGAUGCCAGCAUUGAGAACAGUGAUGCUGAAGCACCAAAAGGGAAAAAAAAAAAGCAAAAGAACAAGCAGCUGCAGAAGCCGCAGAAGAACAAGCCGCUGCUUGUAGAUGUGGAUCUCAGCCUGUCAGCCUAUGCCAAUGCCAAAAAAUAUUAUGAUCAUAAGAGGUAUGCUGCUAAAAAAACCCAGAGGACUGUUGAAGCUGCUGAGAAGGCAUUCAAAUCAGCAGAAAAGAAAACAAAGCAAACCUUAAAAGAAGUACAAACAGUUACUUCUAUCCAAAAAGCAAGAAAAGUGUAUUGGUUUGAGAAAUUUCUGUGGUUCAUUAGUUCAGAGAACUAUUUAAUCAUAGGUGGUCGGGAUCAGCAGCAGAAUGAGAUUAUUGUGAAAAGAUACUUGACACCAGGAGACAUUUAUGUGCAUGCUGAUCUUCAUGGAGCUACCAGCUGUGUAAUUAAGAAUCCGACAGGCGAACCCAUCCCUCCACGGACUUUGACUGAAGCAGGCACAAUGGCACUUUGCUACAGUGCUGCUUGGGAUGCACGUGUUAUCACUAGUGCUUGGUGGGUGUACCAUCAUCAGGUGUCUAAAACAGCACCAACAGGAGAAUAUUUAACAACAGGAAGCUUCAUGAUAAGAGGAAAAAAGAAUUUCCUUCCUCCUUCAUACCUAAUGAUGGGGUUUAGCUUCCUUUUUAAGGUAGAUGAGUCUUGUGUCUGGAGACAUCGAGGUGAACGAAAAGUCAGAGUGCAGGAUGAAGACAUGGAAACACUGACAAGCUGCACAAGUGAACUCAUGGCAGAAGAAAUGGAACAACUAGAAGGGGGUGAUAGCAGUGAAGAAGAGACUGAGGAAUUACAUGGAAUGCCUGGAGACGUAGAACUCAUGACUCAGGUUGAUCAAGAGGACAUUGCUGUGCACAGUGGGAGAGAUGAACUAAGCUCUGAAGAUGGAGAAGCCAAAGCAGUUACAAAAGAUCAGGAGCCCAUUGGUGAAAUGAAGGAAGAAGAGGAAGACACCUUUGAAUAUCCUGAUACUACCAUUGACUUGUCCCAUCUUCAGUCCCAACGGCCUCUACAGAAACUGGCUCCAAGAGAAGAGUCUUUGAACUCAAAUGACAGUAAAUCACAGGGCCGAAGACAUUUGUCAGCCAAGGAGAGAAGAGAAAUGAAAAAGAAAAAGCUCCCAUGUGAGUCAGGGGAUUUAGAAGUGAUAGAAGAAAAGGACAAAGAGAGAGAAAGUGCUGUGCACACUGAAGCUUACCAAAACACAAGCAAAAAUGUGGCAGCUGGACAGCCAAUGAAAAGAGGACAGAAGAGUAAAAUGAAAAAAAUGAAGGAAAAAUACAAAGACCAGGAUGAUGAAGAUCGUGAACUUAUUAUGAAGUUGCUGGCAUCUGCAGGUUCGAACAAAGAAGAAAAGGGGAAGAAAGGAAAGAAAGGAAAACCAAAAGAUGAACCUGUGAAAAAACCCCCACAGAAACCAAGAGGUGGACAGCGGGUUUUAGAUGUUGUUAAAGAACCUCCGUCCCUGCAGGUUUUAGCUCAUGACUUACAAGACUUAGCUGUCGAUGAUCCACAUGAUGACAAGGAGGAACACGAUCUGGAUCAGCAGGGGAAUGAGGAAAAUCUAUUUGACUCUUUGACAGGGCAGCCACAUCCUGAGGAUGUACUGAUGUUUGCUAUUCCAAUAUGUGCCCCUUACACCAUCAUGACAAACUAUAAAUACAAAGUGAAACUUACACCUGGAGUUCAGAAAAAGGGGAAAGCUGCGAAGACAGCCUUGAACAGUUUCAUGCACUCCAAAGAAGCCACAGCAAGAGAAAAAGACUUAUUCCGAAGUGUGAAGGACACAGAUUUAUCAAGAAACAUUCCUGGAAAAGUAAAAGUGUCCGCACCUAAUCUUCUGCAUGUGAAGAGGAAAUAGCUGGGAUGAGAGCCUCAGCACUGAACAGCCAGUUUGUAGCCUUUGGAAGGUCAACGAUGCAGACGUGUUAACAGGACUUCCACUUUACAAAUGAACAUACUGCCUUGCUAUCACCAAAAGGACUUAAGAUUUUUUCCCAAGUUUUAUAUAUAUCUAUAUAAACUAUGAUAGUAUUUCCUAAAAUAUUUGUGAAAACUUAAUGAUACACAUCUGUAAUUGUAUUGUUCUACAUUUUAUUGAACUUCUUGAGGUUUCAUUUCAUGAUGUAACGACCCUGAAAUAGCUCAAGUGCAUAAACUACUGACGUAGUGGUCUACUGUAUAUAACAUCUAAUACAUAGUACAGCCAGUCACGAGAGGUUUCGUUUGGUUAAUGGAACAAUUAAACAUUUAAGAUUUGUGUCUUGAACACUUUGCCAAAUUUUACAUCAAAUGCAAAAAAAAAUAACACAAGAAAAUGACA
Molecule: messenger RNA, 3837 nt
Organism: Mus musculus (house mouse)
Lineage: Eukaryota; Metazoa; Chordata; Mammalia; Rodentia; Muridae
Gene: Nemf
Product: nuclear export mediator factor
Exons: 34
Coding region: 1237-3375 (712 amino acids)
Biological process (GO): CAT tailing; nuclear export; protein-containing complex assembly
Cellular component (GO): nucleus; cytosolic ribosome; cytosol
Molecular function (GO): ribosomal large subunit binding; alpha-aminoacyl-tRNA binding
Source: RefSeq, a predicted model, not a curated record